Calliphora vicina (urban bluebottle blowfly) is the source of this 2655-nucleotide messenger RNA. RefSeq names its product zinc finger protein 271-like. Bases 130 to 2475 code for a protein of 781 amino acids. The record is from RefSeq and is a predicted model, not a curated record. Gene Ontology annotation, molecular function: DNA-binding transcription factor activity; RNA polymerase II cis-regulatory region sequence-specific DNA binding; zinc ion binding. The transcript is spliced from 5 exons. NCBI's taxonomy places the organism in Eukaryota, Metazoa, Arthropoda, Insecta, Diptera, Calliphoridae. Gene Ontology annotation, cellular component: nucleus. Gene Ontology annotation, biological process: regulation of transcription by RNA polymerase II.
AAUACAGUUUACUAUUGUUUACAUAUCUUAAGGGUAGAGAAAAAUCACAAACAUUAAUAGUAAUUUUUGUAAAUUAAUUAGAUUUUAAAACAUUUCCAACACAAUUUCCAUCACAAAGUCUUGCUAAAUAUGUUAAUACUUGAAAUAUAUGGACGGGUGUGUCGAGUGUGCAUGUGUAAAUCGAAUAAUUUGCAUGAUUUAAAUGACACUACCGAAGAGUGUCUCACCAUGAAUGAAAUGUUGACAAAAACUGUCUCCGGCAUACAUGCCAACAUCGAAUUUCCAGUGCCUCAAGAGAUUUGUGAUCUAUGCAUGGAGCAUUUACAGAUUUCCUAUAGAUUCCAACAACUAUGUAUGAACACCAAUGAACAGAUGCUGAAAAUCUGGGAACAGUCCCAAAAGGCAGAAGUUAAACAACAAUCAUUAGCGGGAGAAGUGGAGAAUGAAGACGAACCAGAUCCCAUUAAAGUUGAAUAUGAUAUGGUAGAAGGCGAAGAGCAGAAAUUUGAUAAUGUGGACAUUUUAGAGGAUUUUGAAAAUGUGGAAAAUGGCAAUAAAUGGGAGAAUGAUACGGAUGAUGAAGCACCGGAUAAAGAUGAAUUGGCCUGCCAAGAUACUUCUUUAAAAUCAGCCUCUUCAACAACAUCUGGUCGUCCUGCAGCUGGUCGGUUUCCUUGUCUAGAAUGUAAGGAAACAUUUGCAAAACAUUCUAUAUUGAAACGUCAUCGUCGUAAACAUGAGUCAACGCAUCCGUUUGACUGUCACAAGUGUACACAACGUUUCAAAACGAAAAGUCUAUUGCAAAAACAUUCGAAAAGCUGUAAAAAAGACAAGAAAAAUGUGGUCAGUAAAAGCGAUAGUGAGGAUGAAGAUGACGAUGAGGAUAUGCCUCUAAGUUCUUUAAAGAAAACCGAAACUGAUAAUGAAAGUGAUGUCUCCAAGGAAAAUAAUAAUAAAAAGAAACGAAAAUCUGUAAAAGCUGACAAAAAGACUCCCUAUCAUUGCUCCAAAUGCGAUAGCUAUUUUAAAUACGGCUAUCAGCUAACAAAACAUCGUUGUAGUGAAGAGGAUAAUGAUUCGCAUUUGAAUAAAUGCGAAAUAUGUAGCAAGACAUUUACCACAGAGAAUAUGUUGCAAAAACAUAUGAGUGGCAAGCAUAAAGACAACAAAACCACAAGCAAGACAGAGAAAAAGACUUCAGACAAAAGUAAAGCCUCUAACAACAGCGAUAAUGAUGAUGGCAAUGGUGAUGACCGACCCGAUGGCCAGAUUGAAGAAGUGGAUAUGGAUCAAGACAAUGACAAUGAUGAUAAUUGGAAUGAUGCGAAUCAGGGCGAGUCAUCGGAUGACAGUGAUUCAGAUUAUGCUGAAAAGGAGAAAACCACAACAAAGGCCAAACCAGAGCCGGCCGCAAAUCAAUUUAAAUGUAAUGAAUGUGAUGCCGCAUUCAGAUUUGAAAAACAACUCGCCCGUCAUAUGAAAAAACACACAGAAAACCAUCGUUUUGUGUGUGCUCUGUGUUGGGAUCGUUUCAAGUAUCCACAUAUGUUGCAGAAACACAUGGAAAAACAUCAUCCCGAAGAUAAUCCCAAUCCCAAAGUGGCGGAGGCAAAACCGGAAAAUGUAGAAAAGACACAUGUUUGCAGUUACUGUCCAUCGGCCUACUCGAAUGUGGGUGGCUUGGCCCAACACAUGAGUAAGAAACAUCCGGAAAUUAAGCCCUUCAAAUGUGACAAAUGCGACAAGACUUUUGUGGUAGAGGAACAUUUGAAAAUACACACAAAUCGUCAUAUGGGUAUUAAAAAUUUUAAAUGUGAUCUUUGUGAUAAAUCAUUUUCGUUUAAAUUUGCCAUGAAACAGCAUAUGCGCAUACAUACAGGAGAUUUGAAUUACUUGUGCACCUUGUGUGGCAAGAAAUUCUAUAGACCCAGUAAUUUACGCCAGCACAUGCAACGUCAUGGUGAUGAUAAACCCUACACAUGUCCUCACUGUCCAAAACGUUUCAAAUGUCCUUCGGAUCGUUAUAUACAUUUAAUGUCACAUCAAGAGGGAAAAAAUCAUGUAUGUCAGACUUGUGGUGCAAGGUUUUCUCGAGUGGAUACUUUACAUCAGCAUCAAAUUUUGCACACGGGUGAAAAACGCUAUAAAUGCGAUCAAUGUCCUAUGGCAUUCCCCCGUUUAAUGAAUUUAAAUCGUCAUUUACGCACUCAUACCGGUGAGAAACCGUACAAAUGUAAAUUUUGUGAAAAAGCCUAUGCACAGAGUAAUGAUUUGAACAAACAUUUACGCACCCAUGUGGGUGAGAACACUUAUAUGUGUACCCAGUGUCCGGCCGCCUAUAAAUAUCAGGCGGACUUAAGGAAUCAUGAAUGGGAACAUUAUCGCUUACAAAAGGAGGCCGAACAGAAAGCUAAAGAUGAAGCGUCCGCCUUAAAAAUGAAAGAAGAACAAACUGUUAUGGAAGUAAAUGUAUAAAUAAAUAUAUUUAUUAUUUUCGUUUAAGCAACUAUACUAAAAAAACAUUUAUUAUGUAUGCUAUUAAAAAAGGAUUUUUAUUUAAACGACAAAAAUAAAAAAUUCCAUAUGUAAUUAUAAUUGCCUUUACUAAUAAUAUUAAGAUAAGCUUAUUAAAAAUAGUAGUUUUUCAAUACAAAA